AUGAGAUACAUGUUCAACAAUGCAGGCCAGUUUAACCGGAACAUUGGUGGUUGGGAUACCUCCAAUGUGGAAUCUUUUGAGGGCAUGUUCUUUGGUGCAGCUCAAUUUGACCAAAAUAUUGGGGGUUGGAACACUGCAAAGGUGUCAAAUCUUGCAGCCAUGUUCCAAGGAGCAACAUCGUUCAAUCAAGCUUUGCAAAAUUGGGAUAUUGGUCAAGUCUCUACACUUGGAAGUACUUUCUAUCAAGCGACUUCCUUUAAUGGGGACAUUGCUCUGUGGGAUACUAGAAAGGUCUCAACGUUGCAAAAUACCUUCUUUGGUGCUCAGACAUUCAACUCAAACAUUGCUUCCUGGGACACAGUCCUUGUCACAAGUUUGGACAGUACUUUCUAUGGUGCCAGUGCCUUCAACAUUGACAUUAAUGGCUGGAAUACUGCUGAAGUGCUCAGUAUGAGCCAAACUUUUCGAGCUGCCGCAGCCUUCAACCGAGGGCUCAAUGGAUGGAACACAGCAAAAGUGACUGCCAUUAAUGGCAUGUUUCAACAGGCCACUGGCUUUGGUCAAGACCUGAACAACUGGGACACAGGAAACAUUCUUCUAAUGUGGAACACAUUUGGUGGAGCCUCAUCUUUUAACGGAGAUAUUUCCAGCUGGGAUGUCUCAAAGGUCACCACAUUCUGGAAUAUGUUCAACUGGGCCACAGCCUUCAAUUCUGACAUCUCUGGUUGGGAUACAUCGAGUGCUGAACACAUUGGUGAUAUGUUUCAUGACGCAUCAAGUUUCAACAUCAAUAUUGGUAGCUGGGAUGUCUCGCGCAUUGGAUCACUUGCUAACACCUUUGCAAACGCAUAUGCCUUCAACCAGCCAAUGGGAGGCUGGGAUGUCAGUGGAGUAACAACAUUUCACAGAGCGUUCUUUCAAGCCAGUGCCUUCAACCAGAAUCUUUGUGCUUGGAAUGAUCACAUCAGCCCUACUGCAGACAUGGGGAGUUCUACAUUUUUUGGUACUAGCUGUGAGUCAAAGGAGACACCACAACUCUAUGGAUCAUAUUGGGGUCCGUUGUGUUCGAUGAGUUGUGUGCCCAGUUAUGCUCCAAGCAUGGUUCCAAGUGGUACCCCCAGUUCUAGACCAAGCUCCGUCCCAAGUUUUUCUCCCAGUUCUGUUCCUAGUGCUAGCCCUGUCCCUAGUUUAGCACCAAGCCAAUCUCCUAGUUUUGCCAUUGAUGACAGAGAUGAGCUGUUGGCAGAAAUAACUACUUGGAUCAGCACAGGCUCAUCUCAAUAUGGCAACAUCUCAACAUGGGAUGUUUCCAGGGUGACUGACUUUACAAGGCUUUUUCAGCACCAAGCAUCAUUUAACGAUGACAUUGGAAGCUGGGAGACUGGCCAAGUCAUUAAAAUGGAAAGCACCUUCAGGGAAGCUCAUGCUUUCAACCAAGACCUGAACUCAUGGAACACAGAGCGGGUGACUGAAAUGAGCAGCAUGUUUUUUGGUGCAAGGGCUUUUGCAGGAGAUGUAUCAAGCUGGGAUACUUCAAAAAUCUUAAGCAUGUACAACAUGUUUCGGGACGCCUAUGCCUUCAACUCAGAUAUCAGUGGCUGGGACGUGUCAAGAGUCCAGUCCCUCCUGCGAGCGUUUUAUAAUGCUCAGGCAUUCAAUGUCAAUAUCGGGGGUUGGGACACUGGCAACGUGGUUUCAAUGAAGGAAACGUUUCAAUUUGCAUCCAGCUUUGACCAGCCAAUUGGAGGAUGGGCAACAACAAAGGUGACAGACAUGACCAACACAUUCCGACAUUGUCCCUCUUUUGAUCAAGACCUGGGCAACUGGGAUACCGCAAAUGUUGAAACAUUUGAAGGCAUGUUCAGUUUGGCGAACUCAUUCAAUCACAAUAUCGGUGGAUGGAAGACAUCAUCAGCAACAAAUCUGGAAAACACCUUCAAUGGGGCUGCAUCCUUUAACGCUGACAUCAGUGGCUGGGACACAUCGAAAGUAGCAACUCUAAAGCAGACCUUUCAAGGAGCAUCAGCCUUUAACCUGCCCCUCGAUGCAUGGGAUGUGGGCCAGGUUGUAUCAUUUGACAGCACGUUUCAAAAUGCUCUGAACUUCAAUCAAAACCUCUGUGAUUGGAGUGUCCAUAUCAAGGUGACUGACUUUACAAGGCUUUUUCAGCACCAAGCAUCAUUUAACGAUGACAUUGGAAGCUGGGAGACUGGCCAAGUCAUUAAAAUGGAAAGCACCUUCAGGGAAGCUCAUGCUUUCAACCAAGACCUGAACUCAUGGAACACAGAGCGGGUGACUGAAAUGAGCAGCAUGUUUUUUGGUGCAAGGGCUUUUGCAGGAGAUGUAUCAAGCUGGGAAACUUCAAAAAUCUUAAGCAUGUACAACAUGUUUCGGGACGCCUAUGCCUUCAACUCAGAUAUCAGUGGCUGGGACGUGUCAAGAGUCCAGUCCCUCCUGAGAGCGUUUUAUAAUGCUCAGGCAUUCAAUGUCAAUAUCGGGGGUUGGGACACUGGCAACGUGGUUUCAAUGAAGGAAACGUUUCAAUUUGCAUCCAGCUUUGACCAGCCAAUUGGAGGAUGGGCAACAACAAAGGUGACAGACAUGACAAACACAUUCCGACAUUGUCCCUCUUUUGAUCAAGACCUGGGCAACUGGGAUACCGCAAAUGUUGAAACAUUUGAAGGCAUGUUCAGUUUGGCGAACUCAUUCAAUCACAAUAUCGGUGGAUGGAAGACAUCAUCAGCAACAAAUCUGGAAAACACCUUCAAUGGGGCUGCUCCUUUAACCUGA
Seminavis robusta is the source of this 2790-nucleotide messenger RNA. The record is from the annotation of a GenBank genome assembly. NCBI's taxonomy places the organism in Eukaryota, Bacillariophyta, Bacillariophyceae, Naviculales, Naviculaceae.